GGUGGCGCGGCCGGAGCGGGACGCGGCGCCAGUGGCACUGUUUGUGUUCCAGCUUGUGUCCAUCACUCCUUGUCCUAUCACUAUAGAAAGAAGACUGGCCCCAUCCUCCUGACAGCCACCUGUAGUGAUUGAGCCUCCUUCACAGCCUCCCAGUGAAGGCCCAGGAUGCAGGCAGACUCCAUUCUCCACAGUGGGUACUUCCACCCGCUGCUGCGCUCCUGGCAGUGCACAGCCACCGCCUUCGACGCCUCCAACCUCAUCUACCCCAUCUUUGUGACCGACAGCCCUGAUGCCGUGGAGCCCAUCUCCAGCCUCCCUGGACAAGCCAGGUACGGAGUCAACCAGCUGGAGGGGAUGCUGCGUCCCCUGGUCGAGGACGGCCUGAGGUGUGUGCUCAUCUUCGGGGUGCCCAGCAAGGUGCUCAAGGAUGAGAGAGGCUCUGCUGCAGAUGCAGAGGACACACCUGCCAUCCAGGCCAUCAAGAAGAUCUGCUGCACCUUCCCAGAGCUGCUGGUGGCCUGUGACGUGUGCCUGUGCCCUUACACGUCCCACGGGCACUGUGGCAUCCUGCGAGAAGACGGCACCAUCCAGAACGAGAUGAGCUGCCUGAGGCUGGCAGAGGUGGCACUGGCCUAUGCCAAGGCAGGCUGCCACAUCGUGGCUCCCUCAGACAUGAUGGACGGGCGCGUUGCGGCCAUCAAGGCAGCGCUCAUCUCCAACGACCUGGGCAACAAGGUCUCAGUGAUGAGCUACAGUGCCAAGUUUGCCUCGUGCUUCUAUGGCCCCUUCAGGGACGCCGCGCUGUCCAAACCCGCCUUUGGGGACAGGAGAUGCUACCAGCUGCCGCCGGGCGCCCGCGGGCUGGCGAUGCGCGCCGUGGACCGGGACGUGCGUGAGGGAGCCGACGUGCUGAUGGUGAAGCCGGGGAUGCCUUACCUGGACCUUGUGAGGGAUGUCAAGGCCCGGCACCCCACGCACCCGCUGGCCGUCUACCACGUCUCGGGGGAGUUCGCCAUGCUGUGGCACGGGGCUCAGGCCGGCGCCUUCAGCCUGGAGGCGGCCGUCAGGGAGGCGGUGACGGCCUUCAGGCGCGCAGGCGCCGACGCCAUCAUCACGUACUUCGCGCCGCAGCUGCUGCGCUGGCUGCGUGAGGAGGCGGCGGCGGGACGGGCCUGAGCGCGGGGCGGCCUCGGCCGGCCGGUCCCGGGCCGCUGCAGGUGGGUGCCCGGCCGUCCGCGUCCUUCCCCCGGCCCCUCCCCGCACGCCGCAGCCCGGGCCCGCGGGGCUUUGCCCGCUCCC
Molecule: messenger RNA, 1299 nt
Organism: Colius striatus (speckled mousebird)
Lineage: Eukaryota; Metazoa; Chordata; Aves; Coliiformes; Coliidae
Gene: ALAD
Product: aminolevulinate dehydratase
Exons: 13
Coding region: 166-1176 (336 amino acids)
Biological process (GO): heme biosynthetic process
Cellular component (GO): cytosol
Molecular function (GO): porphobilinogen synthase activity; zinc ion binding
Source: RefSeq, a predicted model, not a curated record